AUGGCCCUGGCCCACAGCCCCCGAAAGGCAUUGAUCUGGGUUUUGAGUGACCUUGAGGAGAAAAGCUUCAAGCUAUUCAAGUUCCACUUACGGGACAGAAGCCUGCUUGAGAGGCAGCCACAGCUGGCUCGGGGGGAGCUGGAGGACCUGAGCCGGGUGGACCUGGCUUAUUUGCUGAUUUCCCUGUAUGGAGCACAGGAGGCCGCAAAGGUGGUGCUCAGGAUCCUGAAGGUCAUGAACCUGUUGGAACUAGUGGACCAGCUCAGCCACAUCUGUCUGAAUGAUUACAGAGAAAUAUACCGAGAGCAUGUGCGCGGCCUGGAGGAGAGGCAAGAGGGGGGACCCUGCGGCAGCCACAGCCAGCUGCUCCUCGUGGCCAGGCCUAGCCCGGAGAGCCCAGAAUCGUCUGCCCUCCCCGUUCUGGAGCAAGAGCUGGACUCUGUGUCGCUGCAGGCUCUGUUUGAUCCAGGAGAAAGGCCUUACCAAGCCCCGCCCACAGUGGUACUACAGGGGUCUGCUGGCACUGGAAAGACAACACUGGCCAGAAAAAUGGUGCUGGACUGGGCCACUGGCACCCUUUACCAAGGCCAGUUUGAUUAUGUCUUUUAUGUCAGCUGCAGAGAAGUGGUCCUGUUGCAGGAGGGCAGACUACACCAGCUCCUCUUCUGGUGUUGUGGGGACAACCAGGCACCUGUGGACGAGAUGUUGAGGGAGCCAGAGCGGCUGCUGUUCAUCCUGGACGGCUUUGAUGAGCUGCAGAGGCCCUUUGCAAAGGGCUUGAAGAGGCUGAGUCCGAGCUCUAUGGGGGAAAUCCUGCACUCUCUAAUUAGGAGAGAGGUGCUUUCCACAUCUUCACUUCUUAUCACCACCCGGCCCCUGGCUUUGCCGAAUCUGAAGCCCUUGCUGAAACAGUCGCAUCAUAUUCACAUCCUAGGCUUUUCUGAGGAUGAGAGGAGGAGGUAUUUCAGCUCCUAUUUCACAGAUGAGGAGCAAGCCAGAAAUGCCUUUGACAUUGUACAAGGGAAUGAUGUUCUCUACAAAUCAUGUCAGAUUCCAGGCAUCUGUUGGGUGGUCUGCUCCUGGUUGAAGGGGCAGAUGGAGAAGGGCAGGGAGAUCUCAGAGACUCCCAGUAAUGACACAGACAUCUUCAUGGCCUAUGUCUCUACCUUCCUGCCGCCCAGUGACAAUGGAGGCGGCUCUGAGGUUACCCGGCACAGGGUCCUGAGGGGUCUGUGCUCCUUAGCAGCUGAGGGGAUCCAGCACCAGAGGUUCAUGUUUGAAGAAGCUGACCUCAGGAAGCACAAUUUAGAUGGGACCAGGCUUGCUGCUUUCCUGAGCAGCAUGGAUUACCAAGAGGGAUUUGACAUCAAGAAGUUCUAUACCUUCCGCCACAUUAGCUUCCAGGAAUUUUUUUAUGCCAUGUCCUACCUGGUGAAAGAGGACCAGAGUCAGCUGGGGAAAGAGUCCCACAGAAAAGUAAACAGCCUUCUGGAUGAAGAGGGGCAGGCAGGGAACGAGGAGAUGACCCUCAGUACACGGUUUUUAUUGGACAUAUCGAGAAAAGAGACCUCCUCGAACUUUGAGCUAAAGUUCUCCCUCAAAAUUUCUCCCUCGGUACAGCAGGAUCUGAAGCAUUUUAAAGAAAAAUUGGAAUCUAUAAAAUGUAACAGGGCCUGGGAUUUGGAAUUAUCUCUGUAUAAGUCUAAAAUAAAGAAUCUGGUAAAGGGCGUUCAGAUGAGCGAUGUAUCGUUUAAGAUGGAACAUUCAAAUAAAAAGAAAUCCCAUGGCAAGAACUCAUUUUCUGUCAAAACCAGCUUGAGCAAUGGAUGGAAAGAAAAGCAAAAAUGUCCUUGUGACAAUAAUAUAGCAAAGGCUCAAGAGAAGUCUUCUAAUGAAAAAGGCAGAGAGGCAGAGGAAUGA
Molecule: messenger RNA, 1920 nt
Organism: Prionailurus viverrinus (fishing cat)
Lineage: Eukaryota; Metazoa; Chordata; Mammalia; Carnivora; Felidae
Gene: NLRP10
Product: NLR family pyrin domain containing 10
Exons: 2
Coding region: 1-1920 (639 amino acids)
Biological process (GO): positive regulation of inflammatory response
Cellular component (GO): cytoplasm
Source: RefSeq, a predicted model, not a curated record